Molecule: messenger RNA, 11935 nt
Organism: Porites evermanni
Lineage: Eukaryota; Metazoa; Cnidaria; Anthozoa; Scleractinia; Poritidae
Source: the annotation of a GenBank genome assembly
CGAUAAUUCAACAUGGCGGCCAGCGCGAAAGAUGAACUUGGUAAGUGAUUUUGCUACUAUUUUCACCGAUAAAUUUUACACCAGUCACGGUUAAAUGAUAAACAGAAGUCAAGGAAUGUGUUGCCAAUGUUUGUUAUUUAUAGAACUACUGGAGAGAGUUUUUCUUCGUAUCGCAUCAGCUGAAACAGAUGACCAGCUUGAGAAAACUGUGGGGAAUUUCUUGAGCCCCAUUUUGCUAAAAGUUGCAAGUCCACACCAGGAAGUCAAAAAUAAGGUGAAUGAAAGGGCAGUAAUUAUAUUUUCGUAAACUUUAUGGGUAGAUUUGCGAUCACUAGUCUUUAAUUAAAUAAAGAAUCACACAGUUGUUGAUUGAUGACACAGGAGCACUUUAAGGUUAAUCUUAAACUCAAGCUUACAAAAGCUUCAUUUCUUCUGAAUCUAGGUGAUGACUUUGCUGACCCAUCUCAACAAGCGUUUAAAAAGCCGACCAAAGAUUCGACUCCCAGUCGAUUCACUAUUUGCACAAUAUCAAGUGAGUUUAAUUUUAAGAUUUUUAUUUAUGCUGUGGUUCAAUUUUAUCCUUGGUUUAAUUUUUAUUUUCCCUUGUUUUUGGCUAUGGUAAUGUAUGAUUAUCAGUUUAAACCAAGGACAAAAUUGAACCACGACAUUUACAUCAAAAUGAUGUUGGCAAAUUGGGAAGGGGCUGGCGUGGAACUCACCUCUUCCUUCUUUUUUUCUGAACUCACACGUAUUCAUGUAUUCCAAAACUGGUGGAGUUUUAUAAAGUCAGGGUCCAAAAUUUAGGAGGGGGGGGGGGGGGGGGUGGGUGGGUUCCAAAUUUUGAUAUUUUGCAACCAUAUCUUGAUUUUUCAACAUGCCCCUACCAUUUUUGUUGACAUGAGGGGAAAAGCCCCAAAAAAAACCAAGUACCCUAUAAACACAUUUCCCAAAACGGGAAACUGCACCGAAAAAAACACUGAUGUUGCAAAUUGGGAAGGGGGGGGUACGCAACUCUCCCUCUUCUUUUUUGUUUCUUAACCCCACCGUAUGUAAGUAUUCCAAAACGGGUGGGGUUUUAAAAAGUCCGGGUCCAAAAUUUAGGGGGGGGGGGGGGGAGGAGUUGGUGAGUUCCAAAUCUUGAUAUCUUGCAACCAUAUCUUGAAUUUUCAACAUGCCACUAGCAGUAUUGAUGACAUGAGGGGCAAAGCCGCAACAAAAACUCAGGUCACUAUACAGACAUUUACCGAAACUGGAAACUGCACAUGAAAAGCUUCUGGCACCCAGGGUGAGAUAGCAACAUCUUACAACCUUAAGAUCUCGCAAGUUACAGGUGUUAUCUUACCACUUUGUUUUAAACCCCUUGCCAGUCACCCAUGACUUAUUCUCUGUGCAGUCAUUUUCAGGGUCAAAAUAGCAGCCAGCUGCCGGCACUUUGAACACACUUGCUGGCACCUUUUUACCGAAGAAAAAGAAAAUGUCAUGCUUUGAUUGGUCAACUAAAAUCAAAGUCGCUGUAAUGUUGUGAUUCCAUAUCAGACAAUAAAGCAGCCAAGAAAUGUUUGAAAAACGUUUUGGAAAAGUUUUAAAAUGUUUAGAAACAGUAGAAAAAGGUUUGGAAAUUUAAAGUGUGCUGCAAAAGUUGAAAAGGAGAAUUCUUGUUCAACGUACGCAUUUGUUCAAGAAUGAAACAUACAAGUUUGUCGAGACAGACUGUUGCGUUACUGCCUUUAUGUUUCUGCACGUGUAAUCAAGAUUUCUUUCACACAAAAGCUUGUUUAGUAUUGUUUGUGAAGCCUUUUCACUUAUUCAAAUCAGAGUCAGUUUUGUAUUCACGAAUUUCCCAUGUUGGUGCUCCGCCCUGGUUUGUGAGUGAAGAAGCAUGAUGGUUUGUUUUAUUUUGGCCGUUCAAAGCAUCUGUUAUGUGCAAAAUAUUAUCAAAAUCACUUAAUAUUUUCAAGUUUUCUCAAGAAAAACAGUGAAACUUCAAUUCAAAAAAAUUUUGGCCACGUACUAGGCAAUUGGUUCUUGGCAGAUUUGGUUAAAGUUAUUAGUGUAGCAGUACACACAAGCAAUCGCGGAAAGUGAAAAACAGUGAUUAUUGACAGCUGGGAAAAGAUAAGCCUUGACAAAAAAAACCCUACAGAUUCAGGCUAAAAGCUGUGAUUUUAUUUUGAACCCUGAUUUUACAUGUAGUAUCUUUCUAAUGACAGGAUUGACCUCUGAUCUGCGCUGAUUCAGUUGGUUAUGGUAUAACUGCUGAGUGUAAACUCUGUAAACUAAAGAAAUGUUUUCCCCUCCCCCCUCUACCCAGGCAGAAAAUAAUUUUGGCAAAUCUUAACAGAGAAUUAUGCAAUGUAAACUACAAAAUCUAAUUGAGGCAAUUAAUGUCAAUGGAUAAGUUGCUUGUUAACCCAACAUUUAAUGUGUUGAACAUCAUCUUGUAGGAUUCUUCAGUCCCUGCCUUUGUUUCUGUAAGUAGAUAAUAAUGUUUUAUUAGUACACAAAUUAAAAUCAAAUUCCUUUAAGCAUUGCUCAAAAGACUUAGAACUGAUAACCAUUAGCUUUCUGGUUCUUGGAGUCCCUUGCAUUACUGGAAGUGACAAGAGAUGCCAGUAUUUGCAGUUAACAGUUUGGUUUCUUUCUUCACCUAUCAUGAAUGUUGUAGCAUACUAGAAAUAAUAUUUAUAAUUGUAAUCUUUUGAUUGGUUUUUAAGUUGCAUAGUUUUAAAUGAACUCAGCGUCAGAAUCAAUGGAAGCACUGGGAAGUUUAGAAACAAAUGUCAAAUGCAAACAAACCACUGGAAGAUGUAACUUUGAAAAACUGAAAGAGACUCUAUCAAGAGACUCUAGCCUGUGGUUCAGCCAAACUUUGCACUUAUUUAAGACCUAAGAGAAACAUUUUUUCAUAAAAAUUAUAUAUAGUCUAAGUUUUUUUUUUAUCUAGGUCUGAAGUGAUAAGCCUGGCUGUAAUGCUAGCUAGAGACUGAUAAUUCUUUGUUUCACAGAAUUUUGCCAUCUUAUACUUAAGAAUGGGUUUCCCCAGACUGCCAAUUGACAGACAAGUGCAGUUAGCACCACAGCUAAUAAACUGCGUCAGUGGAAAACCCUCACCUCAACAAGACUGGUGAGUUGAUUAAUAUGGGCUCUCUUUUUAUGCAAUAUUAUUAUAAGGCUAUACCUGAUAACUUUUUGUGGCACCACAUAAAGCUAUCUGUGUAGUAUGAACAGCAACGGAGUGGGGUAGCACACGCCAUUCACGUACAUCGAACAUCAUGCCGGUACAUGCAGUUUGGAUAAGAUACCCUGGGUGCCAGAGACUUUUCUAGCCCAAUUUCUGGUUUCUGUCAAGUCUUUAUAGUGACCCGCGCUUUGCCACUCGUGGCUUCCACCUACGGCCGAAGAUGUGUCGGCCUUCGGCCAACACUGAAAAUUCCUGCCGCACUCGAGAAAAACCUCUGGUACCCAGCAGGGUUGUCACUAAGAUUUCAAGUUGCCGGGUAAACACAACAAGUAGGCAGGGAAUCAAACGGCUAGGGAUUUCUUUUGGUUCUAUUUUUCUUCUAUUUUCCAAUAAAAGUAGCUGGGAGCCACUCUCUUAGUAGCCGGGGAAAAUCCCCGGCCCCCGGCUCUUAAUGACAACCCUGUACCCAGGGUAUGGAUAAGAUCAAGGCUUGGUGCACUAAAUUCCAAUCCUCGCUUUUGAACAUUUACCCAGUGUGUUACAGUAUUCACUCCCACUUAUUUUAUACUUCCGUGAUGGGCCGAAUAGGCGUUCAAACUGCACCAAAUUAUGGCACAAUGCCUAUCUGAUAUGUGACACUCCACUUUCAAGAUUGACACUAAUUUUGGGUUAUCUUAAUCCUGCUUUAAACAACUGGUUCCUGAUACAGUAAAUCUUCCAAUUUUUAUCUUUGCUUUAUUUUUAGCCUUCUUCAGCUGGUUUUGCCAAUUUUAGGCCAAGUUAAGAUUCCUGAAUCUAAAGAAGACAGACAAAAGAUGUUUGAGUUCACAGAGAAACCAGAAGUCAUGCAGAUAUUAUUGGAUUUUCUUUUAGAUGUUCUCUUGAUGCCAUACAGGUAAAGUUUAUGUUAAAGGUGUGUUUUAUGUUUCAGCAUUACAUUUACAUUAAGCCUGUGUGUCUUCACAAAACUUUGAAUUGUGUUUCAUCUGAUCCUUUUCAUUACUUUGUUUACAGCACUACACCAAGGCAACCAAUAGCUCCAACUGAUUUACCUUCAGGAUCGAACACAACAGCAGAAGCAGACCAGUCUUCAGCUAUGACUUCUCAGUCUGUAGCUCCUCCAGGGCUGAGUACAGCAGCGGUAAAACGUGUCACUGCAGACUCGCCAUUGGAGCCUAACACACUGGAACAGGUGAUAAUAUGCAUUAGACAUUAUAUAUGUACUCUGGAAUUUGUCUACAAAUUUAGAAUUGCCUUGAAUAGCAAAAAAUAUUUCAAACUUUAUAGUGCUCCCUGUAACAUAGCACCUUUUUGCAGUGCUCCUCUUUUGGAAAGUGGAAGGGGUGCUUUUUGUAUUUUUCUAGUGCACAGAAUAUUUGAAUACCUUUUUGGGUGCACAAGACAAUGCCCCAAAUGACUCCUGAGCUAAUACCAAAUUUUUCUCUUAAUCCAGGCACACUAACUGGAGAAUCUAGCCAUUUAUCAGAAGUCUUUGGGGCUUUUCCAGGUUCCAUUUUAUUUUUUCAAAAGUGUCUGCCUCAAAGAAACGAUUUGAUUGUACUUUGUUAUUGUUUUUUUUCUCAGGUAAAGCUUGGAGUUCUCAAGUUUCUGGCUUCUGAUUUAUUUGAGGCAACUGAUGUUCUCUGUCAUUUCAUUGUUGCAACUGGAGACACUAGACAUAGGUAUGUUAUAAUACAUCGAGGAUAUUACAUGGCCGCGCGGAGAUACAAAAUUUCUCUUUGAGUGUUGAAAAAUAUUUCACUGGUGAGCGCAGCGAAUGAGUGAAAUAUUUUCCACACAAGAAGAGAAAUUUCGUAUCUCCAAGCGGUCAUGUAAUGUUCUAUUUAUUAUAUAAACAGCAAUGAAAUACUAAACCAUUUUACUGAAAGAGUGUUUUCCUACGAAAGGCGUGAUUUAUAAUGUAGCCAUAGCAACGGUGAUAUUUUCACAUGUGGAAAUAACAUGUAAUUUUCACGUGUAAAGAUAUCACAUUUUCACGCAAAAGCUCACCUGGUAUUUCAUUGGUGGUGUUUAUAUAAUAAAGCUGUAUAUUAAAUUAGCAUUGCAAAUUAAUAGCAGCACCUUGUACAAGAAGUCAUUCAACUGCAUAACUAAUAAUAUUAUUACUAACAGUUGAUUCAAUAAAUUAAACAAAAAAAUCUAAUCAAGAGUGAGGGAUAAAAUUAUAGAAAAAAUGUUUGAUCUCACAUUUCUGACAGUAUCUGUCUUGUUCAUGAAUCACCUUGGCCAUGAUCACAAAAAGGCCUUCACCUUGGGUCCUAGGUGAUCCCGUGAUCAAGAAGGGCAGAUGCUACUGAAAAAUCGGCAAUACCUUUUUUCUAUUUUUCCACUGCUAUUGUUUUUGACUUUGUAUUGCUUACAGCAGUGAAUCUGUUUGCCUAAUGGCAUUUGAUCUUGGUUUUGUUGAGGCAUUUUGUUUAUUUAUGUAGUUAUUUUCCUUUGUUCUGAUGUAUCAAACUAAUUUUUGCCAACAGUUUAACAGAUACAGGGGACUAUGAACUGAAGAGAAUUGCCAGGUGAGAGUGAUCUUCAAUGCUGUGCACAGCCACUUAUGCUCUUUCAUUAUGGGUUUCAUCCUUACUUUUGUUUUUCAAUUUAUUGAUCUGAUACAGGAUUGUAAGUGAAAAUUAAUUGAGUUCUUUUGUCGUCUUUAAAGAUCCACAGACUUUGAGAAUCCCAAAGUUGUAAGUAAGAUGUUUGGCAUCUUUCAGGGGACCACUACAGGAUCAACACAGCAGGUACAGAUUUUGAUAUUUUAUGAUGAUCUUCGAAGACCAAAAAAUAAAUGAAUUUUGUCUGUGCACAUAACUGUGAAGGGUCAUAGUGUGGAAAGUGGAUGGCGAAGGGGAGUGUGACUUUACUGGGUGCUGAGAAGUUAAGUUUCAUCAUGAGUACCACAAUCUCAUGGUGGAUUAUUAUUAUUAAUAAUAAUAAUAAUAUUAUUAAUAUUAUUAAUUAUUAUUAUUACUCGGGCAUAGGGUCAGGGUGGGGUCAGUGCUCAGAAACUUUGCUAUUGUGUAUCAACAAUCAGAGAAGUCUAUUGUUUUACUUUGAUAUACUGUAUUAUGUAUCUUUCUGGUAAAGGUUGCUAAUACCUUUUUAACAUAGCUAUUUAACCCAAAAGGCAACAGAAGUGACACCUGAUCAACGGAGGACUCCUGCUGGAGUGCGAUUGAAACAGAGAAUAUAUCCAUACCUUUUAAGGUCAAGAAAAGCUGCUGAUCAGUUUCCUGCCUGUCUGCAGGUACAUAAGCCAUAUUGCUUAACCUUUUAAGUCUUAAGAGUGACCAACAUCAAUUUUCUCAUAACAUUAUCAAUGGACAAUCAGUAGGAAAGGCUAUGAGAAUUGAUAUAGUGAUCACCAAAGAGGUAAUGCUUUGAUCUUUUUUCAAAUUCUCUCAACUAAUUCUUCAAUGAAAUGUAAAGACCUCAGUAUGGAGAAUUUGAAUGUGGAUAUUGCUGGGGCUUAAAGGAUUUAAGAUGUGACUUUCGAUUAAACAGUUACCUAUUGGUUAAAGGUGAAGGCCUUUAUGCCUUUCCUCUGCUUGUCAUUUGAUGAGAUAAUUAUUUCACAGACCUGUUCUGAAUGGUAGUGUGGAUUGUGAAAUUUUUUCUGAUGGCAAGCUGUAGUUUUUUCAUAUUGAUUGUUUUUCUUUUUUAACAUGCAAAGUGAACUGAGUCUUAAUACAACUUGAUAUGUAUGUGUACAAACAAUAAAAACAAGUGUUAGGAAGCUGUAGAGAAAACAGAAGAUUUGAAUGGUUUCCCUAAAAAUGACAUUGCACCAAGUCACAACUGACAGAACAUCCAAGAAACAAGAAAAAAAAGAAGAAAAAAUAAUUCCCUGCCAUUUAUAAAUGAUGUAAUGUUGACUUAACACCACAACAUAUGGUACAAGAAACUUAUUUGUCAAUGGUUUACUUUUCCUUACAUUAUUGUUGUUUUAAACAGAUAAUUUUUGACAGUUUGUUUGGAAAGGAGCCAAAUGCCAAACUGAGACUGUAUGCUGUUCAGUUUGUUCACCAUGUGUGUUUGUGGAGCUCAGACAAGAUUAUCACCAUGAUGGGUCCUGUGCUUCUUAAUGGAAUGACUAAACUUAUCAGUGAGGAUAAACAGGUUUGAGAGAGAGAAAACUCACUGUUUCUGAAUGUAUUUUGUGUUUGUUCAGUACUCUAAGAUCAUGACUGUACAAUAAACAAUAAAUGUUCUGCAGUGUGUAUCUCAUGCAGAAUCCCAAAAUACUCAAUAUGACCCAAAGACAAGGUUUGUAAAAGCUUUUAUAAUGACUUUGUUGGUUCAUUCACAGGAUCCAAAACUAAGAAGGUUGGCAUACACAGCAAUUGGAAAACUGGCAAAGUAAGUUUUCAAAGUUUGGUCAAUGUUUAGGAUCAAGUUCUUAAACCAUAUUUGCUUUUCAUGCUAUGUUUACUUUAAAAUCAGGCGAAUUCCUGUGCUUUUCUGCAAAGAUGUUGCGCUUAUUCAGAGGCUCUUUCAAGCUCUUUGCCAGGUUGGUAUGUCUGUGCUACCAUGAGGUGGUUAUUUAUUGUGCUUCAUUUAUGUUAUACUCAGAUGUCUUUUCAUGGUAAUUUAUUAGGACUAAAAUGUUUUGCUUAUAAAUGCCUUGUGACCUGAGCAAAAAUCUUGAACAUUCUUUGAGGAUUCUUAUAAAAAGUAUUUUAAAGCAGUGUUAUGCAAGAUCUUUAAUUUAUCCCUCUGUCAAGGGAUCCAUGGAUAUCAUGUUUUGUUUCCUGCUCUAACACCCAGGUGCAGAUAUUACUGUGAGGACAAGGAGGAGGUGGAACAUUUCAGGAUGUAUUUUGAUCUUCUGACUCUAUCUUCCAUCAUAUUGAAAGCUCCUCUGGUAUCCUGGCCUAAUAAUGAUGCCUUUUUUUCAGGAAGAGUCUGACACUCGCCUCGCAGUCCAAGAAGCUCUCUCCAUGAUGGCCCCAUCCUACAAGAAUACUGAUAGUACUAUCUUAGCCCUCAUAGAGGCACUUAUACUUAACUAUGUGCAGCAGGUACCUGCCUUUUACAAUACAAACAACAACUUAUCACUUCUAGAGCCAAUGAUCUGACUUGCCAUUAAAAAUCAUGUUCUAACCAGCAGCGCAAGAACAUGCUGUUGGUAGAGUGGACUAACCACCUUGUGUUGUGUUGAACUGAGUUGGGUAAAAGGCUUAGAGCAAGUGUAUCUAUAGACACAGUUAUUUGUUUCUGUAGGAUUGUCUCAGUUUAUACAUACAAUGAUAUUGAACAGUUUUAAAAGUCUUUGCUGAUAAGUCUCUCUUGAAAUUUGACCAUCUGUUGCCAAGUGAUGUGGUGAUAAAUUUGUCUUUAUUUUGUGGUUGUAAUAAUUAUUUCGCCUUUUUUCUGCAAGGAUACCCACCAAGCAAGACUUGUUGCUGUGCAGUUUGCCAAUGCUGUGUUUCCUCGAACUCACAUACCAUCACGAUAUGUGUGUAUGCUAGCUGUGGCUGAUUUGUAAGUCAUCACCUUAACAAUCAUACAUGUAACAUUAAUAUCAUUUUAAUGAAAUAAAAAGCCAAUAAUUGAGAACUACUUAAUUAGCAACAAGUUUCUUUCCCCAGGGAUCUAUGACGAGCCUUUUCUUAUACACCAAAAAAUGGAAUCAAUUUACUGAAACCCGGAAUAGAAAAGAUUUAACACCGUAAUAAGAUAGCCACUUUUUUCAAGUUUAGUGAAUUGUUCAUGGGUUGUUUGGAUCAUCCACAGUGUAAAAGGUUUUCAUUAUUUUUAAUUUUAGAAUUGGCAGCUAAAUUAAGUAAGACAUGUUCAAUAGCAGCAUAACUAUUGUUCACAGUUCGUCCUUAACUGGCUCCUUAUAUUUGAUGACUUCUAUGGUUCUGCCAAAGUAAACAUUUCAGAGCUUGACCACCGUCUUUGCUGUCCCUUUUCUUACUGCAGAAAAGAUGAUGUAAAGGAAGAAGCCAAAAAAGGAUUACGAGCAACACAAGUUCAUGACAAAGAAGCGGCCGAUAUUGACAACUCUGAGGAAAUCCUUCUCCCUGCUUUUCCUGAGUUGGUGUCAUUUGUGUCUCAGAAGGUAACAAACCCUAUGAUCAAAAUUUAAAUUCUCAUUUGUUGCUCAAAUGCAGCGCUUAUACAAGCAGUGGGGUGGUUAGAAGGUGAUAAAAUAGGAAGCAAAUUCAUCUUCUGUGAUCAUGUCUUUAUUUCUGAUCACCACUCUGUUGUGCAAAGCAUUGACAUUACUUCGAGACAUUUGACGUUUAAAUUUUUAACAAAGAAAGACUGCUUAAAUAGUAAUUUAAUUGCAUUAAAAAUGAUACUUCUUUCCAAUAAGCAAAGUUACUCUCUUGACUGAGCUUUGUUUUAAAAUGGAAUGAAAUGCAAAUGACCGUGUAAUACAGAGCAUGGUUAUGGAUAAUAAACACGACAGUCUAGCAGAAUGAAAGUGGGAAAAUCUAUUUUCCAUACACUUACAACAUCCUUUAAUCAUGAAAUCACUUAAAGAUAACUGUUGGAGAACCUGUUUUGAAAAAGGAUUGCAAGGACUAUUAAAAAUAAUGUUGUGUAAUAUAUCUUGUUGAUCUAACUUUAGAGCCAUCAAAGACUGAGAGGCAAACAUUGCUACACAGCUGGUACCACCGCACUACCUUUUAAUCCGCCUGUAUUUUCACAGGUAGGGAAAUUUAUUUGGGUCGGGUGAUCUUAGUAGUAUGAUGGAGACGUUUUAUUCCUCUUUUUUUUCAAAGAUGAUCAUGUGUAAACUAACUGAAAGCUGAAUCAUAUUACCUCACCACCCCCCUUAAACAGUAUCGUGAACAUGCCAACUUUAGUGCUUAGUCUACACUAUCAGCGCUCGUUUUUUGCCUCGGGAACUAGCGCGAACGCAAAAGUACCCGAAUAUGGGUGAAAUCGCCUCCUGCGAGGAUGUCUCCCUUCUGCGUGUUACCUCUCCUCGCGGGUGGAUAUCGCGUGUAUUUAGGCUAUUGAGAAGAUAGGUAUGCAUAUUAAUUGAUCCAUAUGGUCUUGGAAAGGAUGAUCAGCCUAGGUUAUGGAACUCAAGCUAUCUCCACACGUUCCAUUAAAACUUUAAAUGUUCUGGAGGUCUUAAAUAAAACGUUGAGCGCGUUGUCAGAGAAAACAGAGUCAGUUUUUUGUCUCAUACAACUUGUCUGGGAUGACGUAGUUACUCUUGAAUCCGAAGCCCCCACUUGACAUUUUGUUUGUUGCUUGUAUCAGGUUCUUUUGUAUUUGCAAAGAUGUCUGGAACACGCAGCAGGAGUGACUGAGAAGGACAGAGUCAAAAACUGCAUUCUUCCUUCUGUCGCUCGAUAUGUGAAAAAACUGUUAAUGGGUCCUGACUCAGAAGGUGCGUGUGAUCACUUUAAUCUGUUAUCAGAGAACACGACGUCUGGAAUAAAUAGAGAGGAAAAGAUGCAAACAAGGCUGAAUAAAGAAGCAACAUGCUCGCUACGAGAAAAAUCUAAAUCAAUCUUUGCAAAACGAGUUGUUCCUCCUCGUUAUUAGUUAGUUGGUGUAAAAUUACGGCCAUUUUUAAGACUCAAACGAAUUUUUAACGUUUUGAAUUUCAGAUUUUUCAUCAAGUACAAUGGGAAAAUAUAUUGAGCUUUCAAGACAAGCACUUCAGCCCAUUGGAGGUAUGUACCGAGUAGUGACAUCACAUGUUAUUACUUGUAACUCAACUUCUUGAGCUCGCUUACAGUUUCAUUUUGUUGAUUUUGAGGAAUACUGAAAAAGCUUUUCAUCCUGGCUAACUGUAUACACAGUGAUGUGCUAAGCUAACAAGAUGGCGAUAUUUUGGCGUAGUCUCAAAAAAUAGACAGUUUUUUUUGUACCAUGAAGUUAAACAUGUUGAACUUGUGUGCAACGCGUCGAGGAGACAAGUCUGCCUCUCAAUUUGUGUGGCACAAAUAUAUAAACGCAGAUAUAACGACUUGCUCCUGUAGCUAAUCAAUAAAACUUUUCCCCGGCACACGAUUUGUCGCCUCACUUUCUCGAAAUCGCUAGCUUUUCAUGACAAUCGUUGCUUUUUUUUAGGGGCUGAUCUUCAUGCUGUCGCUCUUUGCUGUCUUCUUCAAGUCAUUGCAGUGGCACCCAAACUGUUAGCUGGAAUAUUUCAUGAAAAACUUCAUUGGAUCAAGGCAAGUUAUUUUUUUUUUGAGAAACAGGAAUACAUGCAAAGUCACAAAAACUGAUGUACAGUUUUCAUUUGAACAGUCAAUUUUUACGAUUGCAUUUACAGCACAAUAAAUAGCACCGCAGGAAAGUACUUGAAAAGGAAAGUAUUUGAAUGGUCACAUUUAGGAUUUCGUUUAGUUAGGAUUACGUUUUGUAGCUGUAUGCGUAAACAGUACCUUUUUUUAGCACUACUGAGAAACUCAUCUGUAUGGACAACUUUGAGGAUACGCUUUGACACUACAACCACCUUUUACUGCGCCCACUAGCUUGCGAUUGUCGUUCUUUUUUUAGCUACAGCGUAGAAACCUUGAGACAGGUUAAACGUUAGCACGUGUCCUACGACAAAGUUGCAUGGUCCAUUAAUCGCUUUUAGGAGACCGUUCCAGACAUAUCUAGCUGAUUCCGAUGUCGCCCAAGUCGCGAUAUAUUUCUGUAUAGUCUCCGGAAUCUGGCCACUUCCAAUCACCAAUCGAGCGCAUACUUUUAUUUUGUAGAGUUUUACAUUCUCAAGUAGAGAAGAUGCCCGACAGUACGCUGGUCAGUUACUAG